Messenger RNA from Aspergillus saccharolyticus JOP 1030-1, 942 nucleotides. RefSeq names its product Fe-binding Fe/S cluster assembly protein ISA1 (gene isa1). Gene Ontology annotation, cellular component: mitochondrion; cytoplasm. Lineage: Eukaryota; Fungi; Ascomycota; Eurotiomycetes; Eurotiales; Aspergillaceae. The transcript is spliced from 2 exons. Gene Ontology annotation, biological process: iron-sulfur cluster assembly. The record is from RefSeq and is a predicted model, not a curated record. Gene Ontology annotation, molecular function: 2 iron, 2 sulfur cluster binding. Bases 129 to 848 code for a protein of 239 amino acids.
CACAAUCAUUUUUGUGACUCAACCACACUUGAGAUCUUGUGCGAGGCCACCUACAAGCUAUCUCUAUCGCUUCAUAGAUUAUUUGCGAUUAGUCUUUCCAUAUACCGCUUCGGUUCUACACAGUCACUAUGCAGUCUUCAGUGACAUCAUCCGCCACGCUGCUCAGCUUGUUGAGACAGUCAUCAAGCAGGCGUACAGCGCAGACGUGCCGCAUGUUCUCUUCAUACGGAAACUCACACCGAUCCUCUUCAAAGCGUGAGUUGCAGACUGCAACGGCAUACCGUCCACACAGCCUGCCUACCUCCUUCCCGCCACCUCGGAGCUCAGGGUCGUCCGACACUUCUAUCGCUGCCGACUUCCCCUCGUUCCGUGAGAUGACCUCACCUCAGCUCCCUGGACAGCAAGCCUACUCGCCGAACAUCGGUCCUCACGAAGCAGAGGCCCAGAAGCUUAAGCCCGUCGAGACCGCUCCUGCCACUACCGCUAAGCCUGCCGAGAAACCCCGCAGAAAACUUCGCGCCCGUAAAGCCGCGAUGAAAUUGACACCCGUGGCCAUUGAGCAACUUCGUAAACUCCUGUCACAGCCUGAACCCAAGCUGAUUCGUGUCGGCGUGAAGAACCGGGGCUGCUCUGGUCUCGCCUACCACCUGGAGUACGUGGAGAAGCCAGGAACUUUCGAUGAAGUUGUGGAACAAGACGGCGUCAAGGUCUUGAUUGACAGCAAGGCUCUCUUCAGCAUCAUUGGGAGCGAGAUGGAUUGGCAAGAGGAUAAGCUCAGCAGGAAAUUCGUCUUCCGCAACCCCAAUAUUAAGGAACAAUGCGGAUGUGGUGAAUCUUUCAUGGUCUAGAGGAUCUACUCGCGCUUUUGUACGACUUGAUCGCUUACUAUUGGAUGAACUGAGUUUUGCGGACCUAAAUGCAUCGGAUGGCGUUCCUGUGGGC